AUGAAAUUCUCACUCGUUACACUGACUACUCUAUGUGCAUCUGCCCUGGCAGCACCUACAGCCAAGAAGAGCCUCAAGAUCGACUUCCAAAAACAGCUGGCUGACUCUGGCACCACUUCUCAGGAUCCAAAUCAACUUGGAGGAGCUCAGGGAAAAGUUCCCCAUGAGGUGGAGCUCACAAAUCACGUGGUGUACUACCUGGCUGAGGUGGCUCUUGGUACUCCUCCUCAAAAGUUCCAGAUUGAUAUCGACACUGGCUCCUCGGAUUUGUGGGUGAAGGCAGAUGGGUCACCCGGUGCGUACUCCAGAAACUCCUCGUCUACCUGGUCUCAUUACGCAGACAACUUCUACAUCGCCUACGGUGACCAGACCUCUGCUUCUGGAGACUGGGCUACCGAGACUCUGGGGUUUGCAGACGCUCAGAUUCCCAAAUUCAUCUUUGGAGAAGCUACUAGCGCGACUUCGCAGCCCGUUUUUGGUAUCGGUUACUCGGGAAUCGAAGCUUCUAUUCACCAGCCGAAUGCCUUUACUUAUGACAACUUCCCGAUCCGCCUAGCCAAAGAGGGCUUUGUGAACACUCCUGCAUACUCUCUGUACCUGAACGACUUCGCCGCUAAGACGGGAUCUGUGCUGUUUGGAGCUGUAGACAAGUCCAAGAUUGACGGCUCCUUGACUAUCCUUCCUACCAUCAAAGACCAAACUACCGACUCUAAGCCCAAGGAGUUUCUGGUAACCCUCAACUCGAUUGAUAUUAAUGUCAAUGGAACCACCACUAAUGCUCUUGACAAGACACGACAUGUUCUUCUUGACUCUGGAACAUCCCUUACCUACCUGCCUCCUCAGACUACUCGAACCAUUGCUCAAAAGUUUCAGCUUCUGCAGGUUUCCGGUGGCUGGGGACUCACCAAGAAGCAGGUGGACGCUCUUCCAGACACAGCCACCCUCGAUUACAACCUCCAGGGAGCCCAUGUUGGAGUCAAGGUCAAGGAUCUAUUCACGCUUGGAAAAAACUACCUAAAUCAACAGCUGUACAUCGAAUACAACGGUGUUAGAGAGCCCUUCUACCAGAUUCUGAUUGCCGACGGAGGCGAUAGAGGUCCUGGAAACGACGAACCAGUCGAACUGGCCAAGUUCAUCUUUGGAGACUCUUUCCUUAGAUCUGCCUACGUGGUCUACGAUAUCGGAGCUGAUAAGAUUGCUGUUAGUCAAGCCAAGUUUGGUUCAGGUUCGGCUGAAGAUUUGGCUGACAUUCAGAUUGAAGACAAGGGCGGCAUUCCUGCUGCUACUGCUGCUUCUGAUCCCGUCUGGACUCAAAAUGCCCCCAUUGAGACAUCCGUGAACUACAAUCCUCAGAUCUACCGUCUUUCCACGUGA
Messenger RNA from Yarrowia lipolytica CLIB122, 1374 nucleotides. RefSeq lists its product as uncharacterized. Gene Ontology annotation, biological process: proteolysis. Gene Ontology annotation, molecular function: aspartic-type endopeptidase activity. NCBI's taxonomy places the organism in Eukaryota, Fungi, Ascomycota, Dipodascomycetes, Dipodascales. The record is from RefSeq and is a predicted model, not a curated record.